This is a messenger RNA of Drosophila sulfurigaster albostrigata, 2390 nucleotides long. It is a transcript of the gene Tmtc4, whose product is annotated as protein O-mannosyl-transferase TMTC4. Gene Ontology annotation, molecular function: protein binding; mannosyltransferase activity. The record is from RefSeq and is a predicted model, not a curated record. Gene Ontology annotation, cellular component: endoplasmic reticulum. The transcript has a single exon. Lineage: Eukaryota; Metazoa; Arthropoda; Insecta; Diptera; Drosophilidae. The coding region runs from base 110 to 2230 and encodes 706 amino acids. Gene Ontology annotation, biological process: endoplasmic reticulum unfolded protein response; protein O-linked glycosylation via mannose.
UACAUCGUAAACACGUGAAUGUCAACGCCUCGACUUCAAAUCGGCAGAAUGUAUACAAAGUGAUAGAGCGUCCGCAAAUUAAUUGAAAUUCCGUGGAAAGUGCAAUAAUAUGGUGAACCUAGAUCUGCGCCAGACCUCGGCGCUGCACAGUCUGGUCUGUCAGUCCAUAUUAGUACUAAUUUGUUUGAUCUGCUUUGGCUACGGCGGCUUAAGCGGCGCCAAGUUUGUCUUCGAUGACACGGUGGCCAUUGUGAAGAACAAAAAUGUUUAUACGCUGCCCACCAACUGGACAGCCAUAUUUAGUCACGACUUCUGGGGUGCUCCGCUUCUAAGUGCCGAUUCCCAUAAGUCCUUUCGUCCACUGACAACGCUAAUGUUUCACUAUGAAUACGCUCUGCUGGGAUUAGGCGCGUCUCACAUGAAGUUCCUCAAUCUGUUGCUACACUGCGUCAACACAUUGCUGAUGUGGCGUUUGGUGCGCUCGCUGUACGUCGAGGACAUUGACAUCGAACGCUGGGCCACCAUUUCCGCAGCACUAUUUGCUGCCCAUCCAAUUCAUGUGGAAGCCGUUUCCGGCGUCGUUGGACGUGCGGAGCUGAUGUUCGGCCUCAUCCAUUUGCUUUGUCUACUGCUGACGGUGGCCAGCGUAGAUAAACGUGGCGGCAGCACCGUCAUCUCCAUACUGUUCCUCACUGCCAUUGGCAUGCUGUUCAAGGAGUCCGCAGUAACGAUUCCUGUGUCCUGUGCCGCACUGGAUUACUUUCAAAAUGGCACCUAUAUGCUGCCUCUGAAACUGCAGCAACGCAUCAUCACCACACGCCUACGUUACCUCGUCUAUUUAUUUGGAACUGGGCUACUAAUCGUGCUGCGUCUCUGGUGGCAGAACUUUGAGGCACCCGAAUUUAAAGCCGUGGACAAUCCCAUUGCUCAUAGUGAGCAAUUGUUAACGCGCGGCUUGUCGCAGCAGUAUCUGUAUGUGAUGAACUUCUGGCUAAUGCUAUGCCCGCAAUGGUUGUGCUUCGAUUGGGCACUCGGCUGUAUCCAACUAGUCACGAGCAUUUGGGAUAUGCGACUGCAGGCUGUGAUUGCAUUCUACAGCUUCAUAUUCGUCUCACUCAUGAACUUUCGCCGGCUUGCGGGCUUAAUGAUUGGCUUGGCCUUGAUGGUCAUACCCUUUCUUCCCGCCUCGGGCAUCAUUCGUGUGGGAUUCGUGAUUGCAGAGCGCACACUCUACGUGCCCUCCAUGGGCUUCUGUUUGCUGUUCGUCUAUGGCUUCUUGUACUGCUACAACUACAUGGCGGAUCAAGCACACUGGCGGCAUCUGCUCCAAGCACUCCUCAUGUUGCUCUUUGCUGUACUGAUGCUGCGCACCCGGCAGCGUGCUGCCGACUGGCUUAACGAGGAACAACUCUUCAGUUCGGCGCUACAAGUGUGUCCCAACAAUGCCAAAGUGCACUACAACAUCGCUCGACUGGCCACUGAUAUGGGCAACAGUUCGAGAGCUUUUCAGCACUAUCACCGAGCCAUCGAGCUCUAUCCGGAGUAUGAAUCGGCGCUGAUGAAUCUGGGAAAUCUGUAUCGUGAGCAUGGCCAACUGCAGACUGCCGAGAAGUUUAUACGUGCUGCACUCGCAGCGUAUCCUGCGUUUCCCGUCGCCUGGAUGAAUCUGGGCAUUGUGCAGUCGGCCCAGAAGAAGUACACCGAAGCGUUGGACAGCUAUAAACAGGCGCUGAAGUAUCGCACGGAUUAUGCGGUCUGCUAUUACAACAUGGGCAAUUUGUAUUUGGAGCAGCAGCGUUAUGCGGAGGCACUGCAUCAUUGGCAGCAUGCUGUAGCCUUGAAUCCCCGUCAACCCAAGGCAUGGGCCAACAUUCUAACGAUGCUAGACAAUCGCUCGAUGUACGAGGAUGCACUGCGUCUUUCUGAGCAGGGACUGCUGCAGUUGCCGCAUGAGCCCAGCAUCAUGUUCAUACGAGCCAAUGUGCUGGGGAAACUGAAGCAUUAUGUCGAAGCGGAGUCGCUGUAUAAACAGGUUAUUGAGCUCGAUCCACACAAUAUGCUAUAUCACACGAAUCUAGGUGUGCUCUACCAUCGCUGGGACAAAGUUCAAGAGGCGAUCGAUUCAUAUAGAACUGCUAUCAGUAUUAAUGCCGUACGAUCGACGACUGCGAGGGACAAUCUGGGUAAGCUGUUAAAGCGUAUGGAGCGCGAAGCUAUCAAUGAACAGUAAAGCAAAUAUAGAGAUACUGCAUCUACUAUAAAUAUAUAAAUAAUUUAUAGUAUCUGGUCAUUAGCGUAAGCAACUUUUAGCUAAAAAUACAUCAUAGGUUAGUUUAACUUAUUAUAGAAAUUAAACUGAAUGAAUCCCCUCAAUCUGCUGUCCAAUGUCC